Aspergillus pseudotamarii is the source of this 778-nucleotide messenger RNA. RefSeq lists its product as uncharacterized. The transcript is spliced from 2 exons. The coding region runs from base 462 to 722 and encodes 86 amino acids. Lineage: Eukaryota; Fungi; Ascomycota; Eurotiomycetes; Eurotiales; Aspergillaceae. The record is from RefSeq and is a predicted model, not a curated record.
GAUUUUUUCUCUUCCUGCUUCCUUAUCUCAUUUUUUUGGUUCUUCUCACACUAGGACGUUGUUCUGAGGGAGUUGAUAUGAGAGUACUCGUAGGGUGUUGCCAUUUUGGUCUUUAUCUACCUAAUCAGUUCAAGCCUUUCUGGUUUACCGACUACGGUAACAUGCAGGAAAUGCAUGAUGCGGGAAUCGUCUGAAAAAAUUCAAAAAUGAUGAAACGUCAAAGGCAAGAACCACUGAUUUGAUCGUGGAAUUCGAAGCAUGGAUCGUUUGCCUUUUGCGAUCCCACCAAUGUUUGCGUUGCUGUCGCUCGGCUUACCCCUUGAGGUGGCGUGGGCAAAGUCUUUGUACUACGUUUGAUGUGGUCCUCGGUAACUUGGCGCGACAUAUUUUAGCCCAGUCUAUCUUGCAUAAAAGGUACUAUAAAGACGGUUGUGACCUACAGAUUUACUAUAGCAUUGACAAUGGCGUGGUCUCCAGAAACUAUUAUCGCAUUCGUUACCCUCCUUGUCACAGCUCCUUCAUCGUUGUUACUCAUCUGGAAGUACAUCAGACGAAGACAUAAGCGGUGCCUCAGUGAUAAAAUCGAACGAGCCGAGCCCUUCUGCACGUCGACUCCAUCGAAUGACCGAAGACGUAGUCAUUUCACUUUGGUACAUCCCGAGAUCAUUCUUGAGACGGGACUAUACCCGGAGGGAAUUCUCAUGCAGACGGUUGGUACUUAGGAUAUGUCUAUGUCCCUUGGACAUCCUGACAAGGACCUAGUAUACCUAUGUCCCGC